Solanum dulcamara is the source of this 1527-nucleotide messenger RNA. RefSeq names its product putative UPF0481 protein At3g02645. The record is from RefSeq and is a predicted model, not a curated record. The coding region runs from base 109 to 1500 and encodes 463 amino acids. The transcript has 4 exons. Lineage: Eukaryota; Viridiplantae; Streptophyta; Magnoliopsida; Solanales; Solanaceae.
AUAAUAGAUACUCCAUAGAAAUGAAAAAUCCAGGAGAAACAAGAGUUGAAUAGACACAAAAAGAAGAAACAGCCAAACCAAAGAGGAAUUAGAGUUGAAGGAAGAGGGAUGGCACACUCCAUUGCGAUUACCUCAAUAGAUAACCAAAUUCCACUGCUUCAAACUGAAAAAGAUGAGAUAGAAGAAGGGAGGAAAGUGGAUCAUAUAAUCGACCUAAAGGAUUUAGACAAUUUGUCUAUUAAAUCGUGCACGAUAUUCAAAGUAAACGUGUGGCUACGUGAAUCAAAUCCAGAUGCUUAUACACCAAAGAUGGUCUCUAUUGGUCCUUACCAUAAGAAAAAUCCUCAACUUGAUUCAAUGGAAAAGUACAAAAAAUUGUACCUAAGACGAUUUCUUCAACGAAAAGAGGGGCUUGAUGUGAAAAGUUGCAUUAGUGAAAUGGUGAAACUGAAGAAGGACGCACUAGAGUGUUACGACGAUAUGAAAGACCUCGAUACUAAAAUGUUGUUGCUUGAUUGUUGUUUUGUGGUUGAGUUUAUUCGAGAGCGUUGUCAAAUGCAUCCAGAAGAUUACAUUUGGCAUAUUAAUGGUGAUUUCAUAUUCCGAGACUUGAUGUUACUAGAAAACCAACUUCCUUUCUUUGUCCUACACCAACUUUAUCUCAUGACAAAGCAAGGUGAUGAUAAACCAUUGGAAGAACUGGUGAGUGAUUGGUUUGGCUCUGUUAUUGGCUUCCCAGUUCAUUAUGAAUGCAUUGAAAAUAUCAAACAUUUACUUCAUCUACUACACAAAUAUUCAUGUCAAGGGAUUACCAAGAAAACAUGUCUUGGGAAUACCAAGAAAGAGACAAACAAAUACAAAAUAUGGCUACACAAAUAUUCAUGUCAAGGGAUUACCAAGAAAAUAUGUCUUGGGAAUACCAAGAAAGAGCCAAACAAAUACAAAAUAUGGCAAAUGCCAAAUGCAACAGAGCUUUCCGAAGCUGGAGUUAGCUUUUCCGAGAACAGUAAUAUGAAAAGUUUAUUCGAUAUAAAGUUCGAGAGGGGAUUGAUGACAAUCCCUUGUCUUCAAGUGGACGAUGACACGGAAACCAUCCUGCGAAAUCUCAUUGCUUAUGAGCAACAAUCAUCUGGUGUACAUCCUAUAUAUUUCUGUGAUUAUGCAAUAUUCAUGGAUCAACUUAUAAACUCAGACAAAGAUGUGAAUUUGCUUCGCCAAGAAGGAAUCAUAGAGAACCUUUUAGGAGAGGACAAACAAGUGGCUAGCCUCUUUAACAAAAUCGGAAAUGGGGUCACUAUGAAUCAGGAUGUCUUCUAUUACAAAGAAGAAUUCAAAAAAGCAGUUGACCAUUGUAAAAACCCAUGGAACAAAAUGAUGGCAAAUUUGAAGCAAAAUUAUUUUAGUAGUCCUUGGGUAGGAGCUUCAACUGUGGCGGUCAUUAUACUCCUCAUACUCACAGCUAUACAAACUAUUCUGGCUUUCACAGGUUCCGUUAAGUAAGUAGUAAUUAACUCAAUUGUAGUGUUG